Molecule: messenger RNA, 678 nt
Organism: Colletotrichum chrysophilum
Lineage: Eukaryota; Fungi; Ascomycota; Sordariomycetes; Glomerellales; Glomerellaceae
Exons: 1
Coding region: 1-678 (225 amino acids)
Source: RefSeq, a predicted model, not a curated record
AUGGACGUCGUUCCCGUCAUCUGCCAGGCCCUAGGCGCCGACUCGACCCCUCUCGAAGGCUUGCAGGUCAACUUCUACACGUCGACGUUGCACUACCAGACCACGACGACGAGAGACGGGCGCAUUCAGGAAUGGAUCCUCAUCUCCUGCGGUGGCCAGCCCCAGACCAGGAUCCCGCAGCACGGACAGUCGAGGUGUCGUAUCCACUUCGAGCUCGCCUGGAAUAACCAGCGUCCCAUAUGCCCGGGCGCGAGCGUCGACUUUUGCCUCUUCGACAAUGUGAUCUACUACAUCACGAUCUACGUCAUCCACGGCGCCUUCAACAUCUACUACGAGACGGGACCCAACCUCGCCAGUUCCAUCCUGAGCGGGCAGUGGCCAACAAACAGGAUUACGGGCCACACACAGCAAAGCAACGUGGCGAUGGACGAGACAACCUUUCCGGUCUUGCAUAAGCUGCAGACAAGUUUCAGCAACCCGCGAGCCACAGAACCGGUGUUGGUGGCGGGGGCAGGUUCAAACGCAACUCCACCGGGCGCUGUGGAGACCAGCCAACAGAACACACCAUCCGCGGCGGAGACGGCGCCGAAACGGGGCAGGCGGCGCAAGGCGGCCGAGGAGUCCAAGCAAGACGAGCCCAAGAGGGGAAAGCGGCGCCGAACAGCACAAGCAGGAUAG